AUGCUUCGCAGGACGGGCUCUGCGAUACCAACUGUUCCCCGCAGGACGGGCUCUGCGUUAUCAACUGUUCCCCGCAGGACGGGCUCUGCGAUAUCAACUGUUCCUCGCAGGACGGGCUCUGCGUUAUCAACUGUUCCUCGCAGGACGGGCUCUGCGAUACCAAGUUCUCUGCAGGAGACCGCUGCAUUACCAAGUUCUCUACAGGAGACCGCUGCAUUACCAAGUUCUCUGCAGGAGACCGCUGCAUUACCAAGUUCUCUGCAGGAGACCGCUGCAUCACCAAGUUCUCUGCAGGAGACCGCUGCAUCACCAAGUUCUCCGCAGGGGGAAGCUGCGACACCAAGGAACUCUAGCGAAGUGCAGGCACCUCUACGUGGUGCUAGGGACCAGUAUUCAACUCUCGCUCUGCAGUUGAAGAAGCCAAGACCUGCUCCAACAUCGAUAGUUCAAUUUUGUAGGCCCGGGCCACGGGCGAAGAGACUGGCAGUAGGACCAGGAGAGCGCAUUGAGAGCCUAUUUUCACUCCAAGAUAGCGUUGUAUAG
Molecule: messenger RNA, 543 nt
Organism: Penicillium verhagenii
Lineage: Eukaryota; Fungi; Ascomycota; Eurotiomycetes; Eurotiales; Aspergillaceae
Exons: 1
Coding region: 1-543 (180 amino acids)
Source: RefSeq, a predicted model, not a curated record